This is a messenger RNA of Oryzias melastigma (Indian medaka), 4522 nucleotides long. RefSeq names its product small ArfGAP2 (gene smap2). The transcript has 9 exons. The coding region runs from base 498 to 1826 and encodes 442 amino acids. Lineage: Eukaryota; Metazoa; Chordata; Actinopteri; Beloniformes; Adrianichthyidae. The record is from RefSeq and is a predicted model, not a curated record. Gene Ontology annotation, biological process: regulation of clathrin-dependent endocytosis. Gene Ontology annotation, molecular function: GTPase activator activity.
CUUUGAAAGAAUACAUAAAUUUUCUGCACGGCUUAGUUCCGGCUACACCUUCAAUAAACAGCGCCCUCUUGUGGUACUAAAAAGUAGACUGUUCAUGCAGUUUGGUAAAUGGCCACAAGAUGGCAGCGUGUGCACAACAUUUGGAGAGCGUGGGCGCGCGCAUGAGUGCGCGCGGGAGUGUGUGUGCCUGUAAGCGAGAAAGAAAAAGCCACAGAGAGUCAGAUAGAUUACAGAUGUGCUUCAAAGUCGACUCCUGGAAAUCACAUGGUGCUUCCUGUGCAGGCUGGGGUGCAUGCGCUUUCAAUAACCCGCGUGCUGGUUGGCUGAGCGGCUCGCAUCUCCUCAUUGUCAAACAAACUCAUUGCACUCCCCGUCGAGGAGGAGGAAGAAGAGGAAGAAGGGAGUGCAUCGCAUUUGCUGCUUACGAGGUAAAAGGUCUAUAGAAAGCAGCCGGCACGCGGACGGUAAAGGCGGGCUGUGGAGACUACGGCGCAGCGAUGAUGGGCAAAUCUGUGAAAGACGUUGACAGAUACCAAGCUGUCCUCAACUCUUUACUGGCGCUGGAAGAGAACAAAUUCUGCGCUGAUUGCGAGUCCAAAGGUCCCAGAUGGGCCUCGUGGAAUUUAGGCAUCUUCAUCUGCAUCCGCUGCGCCGGGAUUCACCGGAACCUCGGCGUCCACAUCUCCAGGGUCAAGUCUGUCAAUCUGGAUCAAUGGACACAGGAGCAGGUUCAGUGUGUUCAAGAAAUGGGAAACGCAAAAGCCAAACGUCUCUAUGAGGCGUUUUUACCGGAGUGUUUCCAGCGCCCAGAGUCCGACCAGGCUGCAGAGAUCUUCAUCAGGGACAAAUACGACAAGAAGAAGUACAUGGACAAAGUCAUUGAUAUUCAGAUGCUCAGAAAAGAAAAGAGCUGCGACAACAUCCCCAAGGAGCCCGUUGUGUUUGAGAAGAUGAAACUGAAAAAAGAGAUCAGCCCGAAGACAAAUUCACAGUCUGUCACAGACCUGCUUGGACUCGAUGCCCCCACUCCGAGCCCUGCGGUGUCUAAUGGUGGAGGAUGUAGUUCAGACAGUAAUGAGAGCCCGGCUCUGGCGCACCCUCCUCUCGACCUCUUCAGCUCCCUCCCGGCUCCCUUUGCCGCUUCCUCUUCAAAAUCCACGCCAGUUUCUGGCUCCAUGCCUCAGAGUCGAGUGACUGCCUCAGUGCCUGAAAACCUCAGUUUAUUUUUGGACCCCAAACCCAAAUCGGAAGAAGGAGCUGUCAAGAAACUGUCCAAGGAUUCUAUUCUCUCCCUGUACGCCUCCACUCCCUCGGUGCAUGCCAGCAGCGUGGCUGCACACGGUGGAUUGUACAUGAACCAGAUCGGCUACCCGACGCACCCGUACGGUCCGUACCAUUCUUUAGCCCAGGUGGGGGGACUAGGAGGGACCAUGAUGCCCUCACAAAUGGCCAUGAUGGGACAGCAGCCGAGCAGCAUGAUAGGGGUCCAGCAGAACUGUAUGAUGGGACAGCAGAAUGGACUAAUGGGUGCUCAGUGUGUCCUGCCGCAGCAGAGUGGCGUGGUUGCUUCACCUUACAUGGCGGGGGUGAGCCAGGGGAUGAUGGGACAUCAGCAGAGCGCCAUGAUGGCUCAGCAGCAGCAGCAGCAACACGUGUACGGCAUGCAACAAAUGCAACAGCUUCAGUGGAACGUUGCUCAGAUGACGCCGCACAUGGCUGGCAUGAAUCUGUACAGCAGCAAUGAGGCGGUGGGGUACAGCAGUCAGCACAUGGGCAGCUCGUCGGCGCCAAGCUCAGCACACAUGACAGCACACGUCUGGAAAUGAUCGCCGUCCAUCCAACCAGAACACCUCACACAAGAAUGAAAAAGCGACUCAUCCUGGAAGAAGAGUUCCCAGUGCAAGAGAGGAAGACACGACGUGAAGAUGCUUGGAGAUGUUCUCUCCUCUCUGCCCAAAUGCUUCCUCUUGGCAUAUCACCCACAGCCAUACUCUGCAGAUUUCCAUGUUUGCCUUCAGGACAUUUUUGUAUUCGGACCAAGACAACAGGGUUUAGUGGCAUCUGGUUGAAACUCCAUUUCUUUCUUUGUGUCAAAUUAUUAUCGAGUUUGGAGUUCAAAUGUUUUUUUUUUCUUUAAACCUAGCUCUUAAUGUCAUUUAUUGAAACAAGAUAUAACCGUCACCCUACGAUAUCUUAUUACAGGCUUUGAAUGCAUAGAUCCCAUUAAAAUAACAAUGCACUACCUAGGUUAAAAAGAGGCCUAUAAAAAGUUUUAUUACAAAAUACACCAACAACAAGUUUUCAAAUCCGUUUUAUCUCAAAUUUAGUUUCAAUAUUUGUUUUUAUCGUUCACACUCUAAGUUAAGCUAAGGUAUUUUUUUACUUCCCUUUUUGUCAUUUCAGUUGUAAUUUCUGCUCCUUUGAAUAGAAAACUAAACAACUGUUGUAUUUUAGAAAGAAAGAAAAUUGAAAACAUAUCAUUUUUGUUAUUAUUAUUUAAGCACAACUUUUGCUACUUACAUCUUUGAGUCUUUUUUGGGGAAAUAUUUCUCACUCGCUUGUAAGGACUUAUUCAGUUAGUUGUAUUGUAGAAGUUAGCUUAUCUUAAACAAUCAGGGACAUUUAGCUCACAUGUGGAGAAAUUUUUGUUUUUUAUGACUUAAUGGUCAUUAAUAUAAAACUUUUCUUGACAAAAAUAUUCUAAUCUACAUUCUAAUUGGCAGCUAGUUUGCUAAUUAACGAACUAGCUAUUUAUCUGUCAUUCUCAAUGUAAGAUAAAAUAUGAAUAUUUUCCCUAAAUAUUUCAAUUAUUCUUUCUUUAGCAACCUUUUAUUUCUUAAAAUCUUUUAGCCAGAUUUUAGGAAGAACGACAUUUGAAAACAUAUCAUUAUUGUUACUAUUAAUUAAAUACAACUUUUGCUACUUAAACCUUAGAAUCUUUUUUGGGGACAUUUUUCUCACUCAUAUGUCUAAUUUUAUAAACAAAAAUAAUCGAAUUAGCUAACUGGAAAGUUUGCUAGCUAGCUAAUCAGCUAACUGGCUAAUUUGUUAGUUUGAUAAUUAGCUAACUGGCUAAUUAGCUAUCAUUCUCACUGUAAGAAAACAAAAUGUGCGACAUGUCCCUGAAUAUUUCAGUUAUUCUUUCUUUAGCAACCUUUUAUUUUGAAAAAUCUCUUUGACUAUUCCCCAAACCAUCAUCAUUUCACAAACUGGAACUGCUGUAUAGUUUACUAACUUUAAAUGUAGGGUUAGCCUAUGUCAUAUCAAAAUUUCAGAGGGCUUCGUCUGCAAAACUAUAUUCUCAACUUCUAAGUGUUAAAAGAAAUCCUCAACCGGAUUUUUGGGAGACCAAAGAUCAACACAAGCUUUAUCGACACUGUACAGUAUUUCAAUAUUCUCCUGGUACCACCGAACUAGUGAACACAGCGUAUUGAUUGGCUUUUAAGAUCCAGUGAUGACAAAAUGCAUGCGUUGUCAUUGCAAAAGCGUGCGCACACCUGAUGUUAAGAAGCUACCUUGUUCAAUAGUGGCCUCUGCUAAUGUUGAAUGUCUGUAAAGUGAAAGAUGAGUUUCGGAUUCCUCCACUGAACUGCUUUGAAAGAAUGUUUAUGUGGUUUAAAUGUACUGUAUGUUCAAGAUUACUGAAUGUUUCUUCACGUACAUGUUGAUCAGUCUUUGACCAACGCUGAAUGACCAUCCUGAAUGUGUUCAUGAUUGUGCUGGACUUGUGUUUAGUAAACACACCUGGAUUUUGCUGCUGUUUUUUUUUUUUUUUUGUUAGUUUUUUGCUGAGCAAAGUGCUCUUGUGUGUUGACUGAAUGUUUUCUGGUGAUAAAUUGAUGAAUUCAACCAAGUCUUACUAUUUGUGUCAAGAGGAAUCUUUGAACGAGCAGAAGCAUUUCCGCUUUUCUUUUUUAUUUACUGUGUUUACAAUUGAGUCAGUGCACAUUAUAAAGCAGCAAUCAGUCUAUCUCAGUAAAUGUUUAUAUUUCUCCACCUACUAUAAAUGCAUGACACACUUACUGUAAAUAAAGCCAGCCUGGUCACUUGUUUUUUUUGUUUUUCUGCCAUCUUUGAGACGUUUUGCUGCUUUUCAUACCACAACACACAAUACCUGCUGUCAAACCAGCAGCUUUUUCUGUCUGUGUCUUUGGGUCCAGGAGUGGUACCGGCAGUCUCGUCUCGGCAGAGAGCAAUAUAAUUAUAAAGAAUACUUCAUCUCUGCACUCUGUGGAAGAGCUAACUCCUGAAAACGCUCUUUUGUCUUCAAGGCAAGCUUGAGUUCGUUCAGUUCUUCUUAUUCAAAUCUUUGUUUUCUGUGAGCCGAUAAAUAAAGAAAGGUGUAUUUUUCUGUACUUUUCAAUCAAGAUUUUGUGCAUUUUAUUCACUCUAAUUAUACUAUUGCACAUUAUGUUUCUGAACAAUUGAUGAAUCUUGAAUGUUCUGUAUAUACUUCUAUCAUACUUUGUGACUUUUAGUUUAACGUCUGCACAUUUCAAUAAAAUUUAUAUAUAUAUAUAUA